Molecule: messenger RNA, 1414 nt
Organism: Cetraspora pellucida
Lineage: Eukaryota; Fungi; Glomeromycota; Glomeromycetes; Diversisporales; Gigasporaceae
Source: the annotation of a GenBank genome assembly
CUAUGAAUAUAAUAUUGCAACUGUUUCGUCAUUUUAUCCAAAUGCCUAUGAGUACUAUGAUAAUGUAAAUACUUCAUCGUCACCUUAUCCUGGCCCUUAUGGAUAUGAUACUCAACCGGAAGGUGCAGAUAAUGGAAUUUAUGAUGAGAGGAAAAAUAAUGAGCAUGAAGAUAGUGAAAAUGAUGAGGAAGAAAAAAAUAAUUUAUUAGUAUUAUGUAAAGAAAUGAAGUUUAGUACAUUGGAACUUGCCGAAUUAUACCUUACCAAUUAUGCAAAGCAGAAAGAGUUCAGCUUUCGAAAAAAAAAACAGAUACAUGAAUCUGAAAAGGCUAUUCUGGCAGAAGAUAAGAGAGACAGAGAUUCUGAAAUAAUUGAUUGUCCUUGGUACAUUAAUUUGGCAUUCCCUAAAAUAGAGAAAGAAGUUUGUAUUAACAGUAUUUUAGGUGAACACAAUCACAAAAUAAACAUUCUUAUUACUGAGAUGGCACCAAAAUAUCGAAAGUUAACAUAUAAAAUGUCUGAAAAAGUCAAAUUUUGGACUAUUCAUAGAAAAUUAGGCUUAUCAACUCAAUAUAAUUUGUUAGUUGCAUCAUUUCCAGGCCAUGUUAUUAAUAGAAAAGAUUUAAGUAACACAAUUCAGUGGUUCAAAAGUCAGGCAAAACCUAGUAAAAAUGAUGCAUGUAGAAUGCUCAAUGACUUAUAUUCAAAAAAAGAAAAAGAUCCAAUGUGGAUAGAAAACCUUAUUAAUGAAUAUCCAGCAUGUAAAAGUUAUCUUAUGAAUGUUUUAUACCCAUAUAAACUCAACAGAACUUCACGACUAACGGAUGUUGUUGGAGAGAUUCAAACAAUAUUUGAUCAACAAUCAAAAAAGGCAGUAUUAGCUGAGUGCAAAAAUGAAAUACCAACAAAAGGUAUAUCGACUAUAAUGGAUGAAUACUUUCCUAUGUUGGAUAAGAUGUUGAAAGAACGUCUCACGCCACAAAUACUUCAGAAACAACGAGAUCAAAUGGCCCAGUCAAUAUGCUAUGAUGCUAAAGAAAUGGCCAGAGAAGAUGACUACGAUCAGUCUCAAUCUUUAUUUCCUUCUUUGCUCGAAGAUAUACCUCAGAAUUGUGUUCAAGAACACCUUGUGAGGUUUAAGCAAACCCCUAAUGUUGUACAGUCACAUGGUCCUAAACAAAGAUAUGGAUUUGGUAUGGGAUAUGUGAAAAAGGCACUUGACUUGGCUAUUCGUGCUAAUAAAGUUGAUGAUUUUGUUAAUGUUAGUAUUAGAGAUCUGCUACGAGUACAACACAAAGGUCGACAACCUAAAAGAUACAAGUCUGGUAGUAAAUUACUGAAAAAGAUGACUGGAAAUAAAAAGGGAGAAAGGCAUUGCCAAAAGUGUGGGCAAACUGGCCAUUAUGCUCCAUGA